Molecule: messenger RNA, 2091 nt
Organism: Saprolegnia diclina VS20
Lineage: Eukaryota; Oomycota; Saprolegniomycetes; Saprolegniales; Saprolegniaceae
Exons: 12
Coding region: 1-2091 (696 amino acids)
Biological process (GO): mitotic spindle organization; microtubule-based movement
Molecular function (GO): ATP binding; microtubule binding; microtubule motor activity
Source: RefSeq, a predicted model, not a curated record
AUGGAGCACUGGCGCAUUGGCACUUACUUGCGCAUUCGGCCACCGCGCAAGCACACGACCAAGGCCUACACGCUUCCACGUGCACGGCCCCAUGACCGAGUCCAAACGAUCUUUUUUCCAAUUCUACCGGUAGCACUCGACGCACGCAGCACGCUCAAGCAGCGAGACGUGCUCGAGUUCAAGUACGACCAAGUGUUUGACCAUGACGUGCAUCAGGACGUUGUCUUUGAUGCAGUGUGCCGCGAUAUCAUUACAAGCGCAAUGGAGGGCUACAACGGCACGAUCCUCGCGUACGGCCAAACGGGCAGCGGCAAGACGUUCACCAUCACAGGCGGCGAGAGCUACCACGACCGGGGCAUGAUUCCGCGCACGAUUUCCGCGCUCUUUGAUGCGUUCGAGACGCGCCGAGAUACGAGCUACCGGUGCUUUGUGUCGUACUUGGAGGUUUACAACGAAAACAUUUACGACCUCUUGGACAAGGCCCACAUGAACAAACCGAUCGACGAGUGGACCAAAAUUCACUUGCAACUCUCGGACGACGACGACGAUGAUGUGCAUUUUCGAAAUUUGGGCGUCUACGAAGCCAACUCGGAAGAAGAUGCACUCAACUUGCUCUUCUUGGGCAAUGUGAACCGCGUGACGAGCGACACGCCGAUGAAUCAAGCGUCGUCGCGUUCCCACUCGAUUUUUACCAUCUUGAUCGAAGGCCGUCGGAAAGACUCGGAGGUCGUGCUCAACUCCAAGCUGCACAUCGUCGAUCUCGCGGGCUCGGAGCGCGUCUACAAGCGCGACGGCACCGAACGCAUGCGCAACGAAGGCCGCUGCAUCAACCUUUCUCUGCACCACCUGGAACAAGUGAUUUUAGCCCUCCAGCAACGCAGCAGCAAAAAAACCAAGACACACAUACCGUACCGCAACUCAAUGUUGACGUCUGUGCUGCGUGGCAGCCUCGGCGGCAAUUGCAAGUCCGUCUUUAUCGGUACACUUAACCCCGAGGCUGAAUACGUGGACGAGAGCAUCUCGACCUGUCGCUUCAUGCUGCGCUGCAGCGAGGUCGCGGUCGACGUCCGCGCCAACCGCGACAUGGACACGACCGCACUGAUCGCACUUCUGCAACGCGAGAACGACCGACUGCAAGCAGAGCGCACGUCGCUUCAGGAGAACGUCGCGCAUCAGAUUGAGCUCAACGCACAACUGCACGCACAACUGACAUCGGAAAAGGCACUGCGCCCAUUGACCGAAAUUGAAAAAGACGUGUGCGAGAAGCUCGUGGAGCAAUUCCUUGUCACCGAGACGGACCAAGACGACAUUUUGCGAACGCUGCAGCACCUCGGGAUGGCGCACGCCCUCGAGUGUCUUCGCCAGCUCAAGACGAGCAUCAUCUUUGCGUCCAACACGGCGGCCGAGGCGCAAGAGUCGCUGCUGGCGCAAGACGAGCGCAUGAAGGACGUGGAAAAUCGCCUUUUGGAGCAGCGCGCCGACGCCGACAAACUCAAGACGCACAUCGUACAGCUCACGGCGCACAUCAACGCGUUGCAUGAAGCGUCCAGCAGCGUUGCCGAAGUCGACGACCCGCACGACGACGAAGACGAUCUGUGCAGCGAGAGCGACGCCGAGAGUGAAAAAGUGGCGCCGACGACCGAGCCGCCCAAGCCCGUGCCGCGGGGCGAGAGCGCGUCGGAUGCCAUCAAGCGGCGCAUGGAGCUCCUCAAGCAAGGUGCUAUCUUCAUCAAGCACGGACGACAAGGCAAGCCGCAUGCGCGUUUUGUGUGGUGCUCGAACGACUUGCAAUACUUGAGCUACCGACCGGUGGGGAGCCAAGGCCCUAUGAUUCAGAUUUCAACGUCGUCACUGCACGCACUUGCAUUUGGCCACAGCACCAAGGUCUUUCUGCGCAAGACGGACCGGUCGCGGAGUGAAUUUUGUUUUUCCAUCCUAUACGAUGACAAGAAGAGGUCCCUGGACCUCGAGGUCGACGAAGGGGACAGCGCGGAUCGCAACCGACUCCGGUGCUGCGAGUGGACCGAAGCACUGCAGUUCCUCAUCAAGUGGAAGUCAGCGCAGCGCAGCCAGCCAGUAGCAAAACAGUAG